Molecule: messenger RNA, 3983 nt
Organism: Corapipo altera (White-ruffed manakin)
Lineage: Eukaryota; Metazoa; Chordata; Aves; Passeriformes; Pipridae
Gene: LYPD1
Product: LY6/PLAUR domain containing 1
Exons: 3
Coding region: 351-776 (141 amino acids)
Biological process (GO): acetylcholine receptor signaling pathway
Molecular function (GO): acetylcholine receptor inhibitor activity
Source: RefSeq, a predicted model, not a curated record
UCCCAUCCCCAGAGUGCGCCCAGCGAAGUGCGGGGCGGCUGGUGGGGAUCCCCGCCCCGCUCCGCCGGCAUCACAUGGUGCUGGGGGCGGGAGGGGGGGAGCCGCCCCCCAGCCCUCGCUUUCUCCUACAGUUUCUUUCAGUCUCAGCGCUCAACUCCGGCGAGGCUGGAGCGCGGCGCGGGGCUGGGCAGAGCGGGAGCCGGGCGGGCUCCGCCGCCUGCUCCCGGGGCGCCGCUCCCGCAGCGGAGGCGGCGGGGAAGCGGCACAAGUGCGCGGCGUCUCCGCUUCUUCCCUGCUUCUGAUGCCCCUUCGCGACUGCACGCCAGCCCGGCGGCCGCGGCUACGGGAGGAUGCGGCUUUCCCUCCUCGCUGCAACUUUCUGGGGAUUGUGCCUGGCUCCAGGUUUGGCCUUGCAAAUACAGUGUUACCAGUGUGAGGAGUUCCAGCUAAAUAAUGACUGCUCUUCUCCAGAGUUCAUUGUGAAUUGUACAGUGAAUGUUCAAGAUAUGUGUCAGAAAGAAGUAAUGGAAAAAAGUUUUGGAAUCAUGUACCGCAAGUCCUGCGCGUCUUCAGCCGCGUGUCUGAUCGCCUCUGCUGGGUACCAGUCCUUCUGUUCUCCAGGGAAGGUGAACUCUGUUUGCAUCAGCUGCUGCAACACUCCGCUCUGCAAUGGACCCCGGCCGAAGAAGAGGGGGAAUUCUGCUGUGGUGCCAAGGGCACAAGUGAUAACCACUGUUCUGCUUCUUAAAUUUACUCUGUUGUUUUUGUAUUGCUAAACUUCAAGCAAGUUUGGUGGUUUGUUGUUUGUUGUUUUUUUUUUUGCCCUGACACAGUUUGUUCUGUCUCCUCCUUUCUUCAAAGACACUGCAAUUAUUUUCUGUUUGUUUCCAAAUCCCUGUCAACAGCGAGGGAAGUUCAGUGGUUGUGUGGAGAGAGGGGCUGAUAUUUUUGGCAGCUAAUGAGUUCAGUUAGCAGAUUGAAUUUCCAGUGUGUGCUUAAAAAUCCCAGCAGGAUACAGAACUCCUGCUCUUUUUGCAUAACUGGAAACAAACCCAUCUGUGUUAUUCCUUUUGAGAUGUAGUCACUUUCCUGGGUCAUUUUAAUUUCUGUGGUUUUUUAAGUUCAUUGCUAAUCAUUAACUUUGCCUUAUGAAGUCAUACUUGAUGUUCACAAAGGCCGUUCUGUGCAUCUGGACCAUGCUCUGAGCUAGUCUUGAGGGACACUGCUUCCAGGCUGGGCUCUGGUGAUUCAGGACCUGGCUUCUGUGGACUGCAGUCAGGCGUGGGCUCUUUCUGGAAGGUGCUUAGGAAAACUUUGGUGUUGCCCUUGGUGGAAGAAUUGCGCCUCGACGACAUGAAGAGCAGCGGGCGUAGGGACCGGCUGCUCUGCGCUCUGGAGCUCUGGUUGGCUCUGAGGAACUUCUCCCUGUUGGCGUGUUGGAUGGUCAGGCGGCAGCGCAGGAUCUGCAGGAACACACUGCGGAACUGCUGCGAGGAGAUGUUGUACAGGAGGGGGUUCACCACCGAGCUGAGGUAGAAGAAGGUGUCGGCGAUGGGAAGGAGUGUGAUGUACGCUCUGAAGUAGAGGACAGUCCAGUCCUGCUUCGGUUUAGCAGCUGCCAUGAUCCUUCUCACCUGGUUUGGCAUCCAGCAUAUCGCCAGAGUGGCAAUGAUCAACCCUGCGAGCAGGAAGAGGAAGAAAGAGGUGUGCAUACAUGGAGGAAAACACAUAAAAUACUAUCAGUUCUGCACUUACUUGUUAGGAAAUAGUACCAAUUUUUCAGUGUUUGCUUGACAGCUUUUUCUGCCGGUAGCACUUUUUUGUUUGUUAUUUUUAAUAACUGUUACAAGGUCAUUGCAACACAUGCUCUGACAAAAGGCCACAUAGUGCUUGGGUAGUGUUUCUUUGUACCUGUUGUCAUUUUUUAGUUUUCAAAGUGUUCAUUCUCUGAUCAUCUGUAUCUUUGAAAAGAAUGUAUUUUAUUUUGGUUUUUGGUCUUACAUUUCUUAUGUCUUUCCCUUUACUUUGAAAAACAAACAAAAUAAAUAGAACUUAUAGCCAUAUUAGAUCAGGCAAUACCCAGAAGAGAUCAGAUUCUUGUUUGUACUUUACAAAAAAGAAAAUGUAUGCAUAAUAAUAUAUUUCGUGUUAUUUUGGUAGAUUUCCUCUUACAGAAGCUAUUUUUAAGUAAAAUAUGUAUGGAUCUUUUUAUGGUAAUUAAGAUAUGUUGGGCUUUCUUAAAAAUCAAAUUCCAGUGGAAUUAAAUGAUGAAUGUAAAUGAGAAAAACCUAAACCUAGUCAUGAAAGUGUAAGCAGUUUCAGAUUAUAAAUUAUGCUUAAAAAUGUGAUAUCAGACCAUUUUGUAUUUAUAUGUAAAUAUAAAUACAUGUUGCUGCAUCACUAAUGGCAUUAAAAAGAGGGUGACUGAAGUGCUGGGUGUCUAAAAGUUCUGCCUGUGUGGAGCGGUGUUCAGUAGCGUGCAGUGGUGGUGCCAUCGUCAGAGCAGCAGCCCUGCAGAAACAUAUCAGUGACUUGAGGCGGCUCUUCCCAGGCAGGAGAUGGAGCAGCGACAAGAAACCUGGAUCCUCGAUGGCAUCCUCACUGCUGGUGUGUGUCAGUACUGGAAAUCCUGACACCUUGCAGGAGAUACCAGGUACACAAAGUAAUUCCUCUCACUGCACCCCCACUACUGGCACACAAUGCAGCCACCUGUUUAAUGUCCCCACUUUGUUUUUCUCUUUGCAGGAAAUGUGCCUUACAGGAACACUUGGAGGGAGCAGAAGGUGCAGGCUGGCUUCUUCCCUGUUGCAGGCACACAGAACUGAUGGGAUAGUUCUUACUUGCACAGACUUGUGUUACAUUGCUAAUCUCAUCCAAUGUCUGACCUCUGCUCUCAACAGCAGCACAGAAGCAUUUUAAUUCUUACUCGUCUAGACUGAGUCAGAUUGCCCCCACUGAACAGGUCAGUGUUGGAAUGCCGUUCUGAAAUAGCACACACUGACUUUUGAAGCCAGGAAAAUGAUACUUCUCUAGUGGGAAGAUAUGAAUGUAGCAGGGAAGGGAGAUAGAAAAGAGAAGAAAGAUUUUUCACAACUUUGAAACUACCAGAGCCUCAUCAGAGUAUGUCCUAAGUUCUCUCCACCACCACUCCCAAGCAAAGAAAAGGUAUGAAACGCCUUUAAAAAAAUAUUUUGCUAAUGAAAGCAAUAAUUAUUUCAACAAAUUCAUUAUCUCCCUGAAUGAGCUACCCAAUAAAAGUUUUCCUUUUGAUCCCUUGCUUCUGUAAUCACUUAAUGGUACAAUAACUUUGGUGGGACGGGGCAGGAGUGCAUCUUAAACUACAACACUGGAUUAAGAGCCCCAAAGGGCUGUUGUUGGCAGGCCAGUGGUAAAUGUGUUACUUUUGCCAUUUUCUAUUCUUUGCCUAUGAGAACUUCCCUCAGCCACUGUUUCUUUACUCUCAUUUCCACACAACCCCCUCCCUGCCCCUUUGCUUGCUCUUCCCCUGCUGCCUUGCCUCACACUUUUCAGUACCUAUUGUGUCUCUGUCAAAGGUUGAUCUGAAUUUUGUAUUAGUCCUGCAAAUUUUGUAGCCUUCAAUGCUUUUUCCCUGCUGUCAGCAUAAUAAAUAUGGGGUAGCAGUCUUGGCACAGACAAACAGAAAAUAAUGCCCCCUGAGCAAUGACUUGUGAUGGGCCUUAUAAAAAGGCAGCAAAAGGAUUCUGCUGCUCCCAUGGGGCUUUUUUUCUGGUGCAACUUAAAUGCCAAGUUCACAAACCCACAUCUGCAGACUUCUUGUCAAAUUUUGCCAGAUGAUCUCUUUCAAGGGAAAUGAAAAUAUGCUGUGUCAUUUUUGUUGUUGUUGUUGUUGUUCUUGGUUAGAAACAGGGUACUUCAUCAUGCUGAUUAAUAGUUUCCUAAAUUAUGAAUGCUGCUGUGAAAAAAACUGUGAACAAACAAUGAGUACAUUCAGUUUUAAAGCU